AUGGAAUUACAGCAGUCCACUGCAGCGGCGGCACUGCAGUCACCGUCGCCACCGCCCCCACCUCCAGCCUUUGCGCGCAGCGGGUAUCAUUCAAAUGGCAUGAGCGGCAGCGCAAAGCGGCGCUACCACCGCCGGCAUCACUGCUUCUCCGAUAAGAACAUUGUUGAUCUUUGUCGCCUUGACAACAGCAGCAACAGCCACGCCAGAAGUAGUAGUAGUAGUAAUAGCAAUAAUAAUAGGAAAAACAGCAGUGAGAGUGCAGUGGGAAGAGGUGUUUUUGUAACACACAGCUGUCAAACACCAGCGAGGCAGCAACAGCACGCUUCUGCUCACGGCAGCUCACCUGCGUUGUUGACUAGUUGCUGUCAUGUACCGCGUUGUUCCCCUGCGAAAAGAAUGUCGUCUUUUUCGUCGUGGGGAUGUGAGCCACCGACAAAAAUACUGGACUUUAUUUUCAUCGGGGGCGUGCGUGACGCGACCAACGCAGAAUUUUUGCGUCGAGAGAAUGUAGUGACAAUUCUCAACGUCUCGCGAGAGGAAUACUGGUCUGUGGAUCGCGGCAUUGUCAUCCACCCGUUUGUUGUGGAUGACACAAGCGAUGCAAACAUUCAGCAGUUUUUCCGAUCCACCUACAUGCUCCUCGAGCAGACGCGUAAAGCGUACUAUGAUGCCAGCAAGGGUGGUACAGGUGUUGGCCCCCGCGUGCUGGUACACUGCCAACGCGGAAAGAGCCGAUCCGCCACCAUCGUGCUUGCCUACCUCAUCCGCCGCAACGGUUGGACAGUAGCCGAGGCGUUGCAGUACGUCACCCGUCGUCGGCCGUCUGUGGAACCAAAUUUAGGUUUUAUUGACGCCUUGCGGGCGUAUCAGGAGUCUAUGGAUGUGGAGGAGCGCACGCGACGCUGCAGUUCACUUGGCCUUGCGGUGCGGAACCUAUCGCGUGAUACGGCGUCGUCGGUUGUACAUAAAUUCUUUGAGGACCACGUUGGCUGUGUGCAGGAGGUGGUGAUGCAUUCCUUCCGCCGCAACCAGCACCGUCGCACCACCAACGGCGAGGGUGAUAGCGACGACGCCGACAUCAAUACUUUGUGCCUCGUCUUUUUUGCCGCGUCAGAGUGUGUGCGAUUGGCAAAGGUCUUGUACAUGCAACGGCCGGAGAUUUUCAACGCUCUCAGCGUCGCUGCUGGAAAGGAGCUGCGGCUCACGAUUCCCAGCAAACUAAUCCGUCCGCCGAGGGCGGCACCCGCCUCUGGCGAUGGUGGCAAUGACACCUUGGGCGAGAACUCGACUCCGCCGGAGGAGACACCGAACGGAGGCACGGAAGACGGCGCAGGCGAAUGA
Trypanosoma rangeli is the source of this 1341-nucleotide messenger RNA. Its product is annotated as dual-specificity protein phosphatase. Gene Ontology annotation, molecular function: protein tyrosine/threonine phosphatase activity; MAP kinase tyrosine/serine/threonine phosphatase activity. The record is from RefSeq and is a predicted model, not a curated record. The transcript has a single exon. Lineage: Eukaryota; Euglenozoa; Kinetoplastea; Trypanosomatida; Trypanosomatidae. The coding region runs from base 1 to 1341 and encodes 446 amino acids. Gene Ontology annotation, biological process: protein dephosphorylation; negative regulation of MAPK cascade. Gene Ontology annotation, cellular component: cytoplasm.